This is a messenger RNA of Cyprinodon tularosa, 1684 nucleotides long. Its product is annotated as ceramide synthase 5-like. Lineage: Eukaryota; Metazoa; Chordata; Actinopteri; Cyprinodontiformes; Cyprinodontidae. The transcript is spliced from 10 exons. The coding region runs from base 124 to 1275 and encodes 383 amino acids. Gene Ontology annotation, biological process: ceramide biosynthetic process. Gene Ontology annotation, molecular function: DNA binding; sphingosine N-acyltransferase activity. The record is from RefSeq and is a predicted model, not a curated record. Gene Ontology annotation, cellular component: membrane.
AGUCCAACGUUCAGUUUCCUCAUUGAGAGUUAGUAAUGCUGUUUAAGCUCAGCGAGGAGCCCGGGAGACAACGCUUCACCGACAACUUGCUUUACUUUGGGCUUCACUCUUUUCUGCUCCCCGAUGACUUCUUCUAUCUCCGCCUGGAUUUGGAGUGAGACUUUCUGGCUUCCUGAAAAUGUUUCGUGGGCAGACCUGGAGCAGCCAGCAGCUGGAGUGGAGUACCCCAGACUGCAGCAUAUGCUCUGCCAUGCCUUCCCUCUGGCUGCGGGGGUUUUACUACUCAGGAUGCUUUUCGAGAGGCUAGUGGCCAAACCCUGUGCCCACAUACUUCAGAUUCAGGCAGGAGUGCCCCGACGAGCUCAGCCUAACGCCGUCCUGGAGAGGCUCUAUCAGUCCAACACGUGCCCAGAUGCGAGACAAAUGGAGGGACUCUCCAAGCAGCUGGACUGGGAGGAACGGAAAAUUCAGAGAUGGUUUCGUGUCCGCCGGAACCAGGACAGGCCCAGCAUGCAGAAGAAGUUUUGUGAAAGCAUGUGGAGAUUCACCUUUUACCUGGUGAUUUUUAUCUAUGCCAUUAGCCAUUUGUGGACGUCACCUUGGAUGUGGGAUACUAGACACUGUUGGUACAACUACCCUUUUCAGCCUUUAAGUCCAGGACAAUACAACUACUAUGUUGCCGAGCUGGCUUUCUAUUGGUCUCUGAUGGUGUCCCAGUUCACAGAUAUUAAACGAAAGGAUUUCAUGAUCAUGCUUGUCCACCACCUGGCCACCAUAUUCCUCAUCACAAUCUCCUAUGGCAACAACAUGCUCAGAGCUGGUACUUUGGUCAUGUGUGUGCACGAUGCGUCAGACAUCUUCCUCGAGGCAGCCAAGUUGGCCAACUAUGCCAAAUACCAGAGGCUAUGUGACACCAUGUUUGUGGUGUUCAGCAUUAGCUUUUUCAUCGCACGGCUCGUCAUCUAUCCUUUCUGGAUUGUUCACAGCGUGCUGUUUGAGAGCUGGGAGAUUAUUGGGCCGUAUCGGGCCUGGUGGCUGUUGAACGGGCUUCUGCUGGUCCUGCAGGUUCUUCACAUCAUCUGGUUCUACACCAUCACCCGCAUUGCUGUCAAAGCUAUCUUCAAGGGAAAGGUAUCAAAAGACGAUCGCAGCGACAUAGAGAGCAGCACGGACGAGGACAUUUCCUCCAACGGCAGUAAAAACUGUUGUCCACCCUCCAAACUGAAGGACAGCAGCCAUACCGGUGUUCUUAACGGAGAAACUCAUGACCACUGAGAGAAGAUCCUUUAUUCCAAAUGCUGUCCUUUACUUCAUGUGAGACCGACUCUGUGCCUUAUCACAGUGAACCUCGAUUUAUUUUUCCAAAGAUGAUGCAAAGAUGUUAAACUCAAUGGUUGGUGCACGGCCUUGGGACCCUGAAAUGUUUACAUCUGCUGUUUUUCUCACAAAGUACACAAACACAUGAGAAUUUCAGCAACUGAAGAACUGCUUACAAUGCUUUAUGCAUGUAAAUAGAUUUUCUUAUCGACAAUGGUUUAUGUAUUUGAUUGCUGUGAAACAAAUCACUGCUUCCAUCGUAUUUGUUGUAUUAUAGUUAAAUAUGCUUGUGUGCUUUUGAUUUCAAACAUCCCAAAGGUUUCUCAAUUUGAAACAAAAAAAUGCAAUAAAUCCAGUGAUUCUGAUA